This is a messenger RNA of Paramisgurnus dabryanus, 4916 nucleotides long. It is a transcript of the gene c1qtnf1, whose product is annotated as C1q and TNF related 1. Gene Ontology annotation, molecular function: protein binding. NCBI's taxonomy places the organism in Eukaryota, Metazoa, Chordata, Actinopteri, Cypriniformes, Cobitidae. The record is from RefSeq and is a predicted model, not a curated record.
AUUUUCUUGCCUUUAGUCCUCUUGUUUUGAUUCAUUCCUCUCUCUUGGAUGCAUCAAUGCUCCUCCCUCCGUUCUCCUCCCUUUCUGUACUUUUUCUUGGCUUCUCGUGUCAUGCUGAGUUUGUGGGACGUUUUAAAAAUAUUGACAGGCAGAAAAGUUCUCAGAAGCAUCCUCAGUGCAAUAACAGAGAAUUGAGCGGAGCUUCUGUGGACCCUCAGGUUUGGAUCUGCCAAGAUAAAGUAAACCGAACUAUGGAGGCUGUUUCAGUUAAGGCAAAGUGGAUUAUAUGUGUCUGACCUCAGUGUUGGACUUCAAAGUGACCGCAAAGACUGUCUUAGCUUUGAUGUCAAUUCCAGCAUGCAAUCCUGCUAUGUUUUGUAUUUAUAGUUCAAGAUGGCUCUGAGAAGUCUGGUUCUGCUGAUGGUCGUGUUUACAAAAUGGACUGAGCCAUAUGUAGCCACAAACCAAGAUGUGGACAGAUAUGAGCGUAGAGAUUAUCAAAGAGCCACAGAGCACUACAGAGAUGGCAGUGGUACUGAAUGCAAGCGAUGCUGUGAUCCUGGAGAGAACCCUCCUCAAUACCCACAGUACAAAGUUGUGCCACAUAUAAAUGUCACCAUCCUAAAAGGGGAGAAGGGAGAUGCCGGAGAGAGAGGAGCUUAUGGGAAAUCAGGCAAGACAGGGCAAACUGGACCCCGAGGGCCACAUGGCAUUAAGGGCACUAAGGGAAGUUUGGGGUCCCCCGGUGAACCCUGUAAGUCCUACUAUGCUGCAUUCUCCGUUGGCCGCAAGAAAGCCCUGCACAGCAACGAUUACUACCAGACCCUGAUCUUCGACACCGAGCUCGUCAACCUGUACGGCCAUUUCAACAUGUUCACCGGAAAGUUCUUCUGCUAUGUUCCAGGCAUCUAUUUCUUCGCUUUGAACGCUCAUACCUGGAACCAGAAGGAGACGUACCUGCACAUCAUGAAGAAUGAGCAGGAGAUGGCAAUCCUAUAUGCUCAACCCAGCGAUCGCUCCAUCAUGCAGAGCCAGAGCAUCAUGCUGGAGCUGGAGAGAGAUGAUCAGGUGUGGGUUCGGCUUUUUAAGGGCGAGCGAGAAAACGCUGUGUUUAGUGAUGAUUUUGACACGUACAUCACGUUUAACGGUCACCUCAUCAAAGCCAAGUCUGAAGGCUGAUCAAAGUUAAAUGUAUGGGCGGUUAACCUACAACAUUGAUGGACAGCAAUGAUUUUUAUACAGUAGCAUUGUGUAUUAUAUAAAACAAUUUCUUGUUAUUUGUUUAGUAAUGAUUUUAUAGUAUUUUACAUGGUACCUGAAGAGAAAUCUUGAUCUUCACAGACCACUUUCACCAGUGUUUGGAGUGGUGCUAUUUUAUGAAUAGGAACGGCAGGAAUUGUUGUACACUGUCAGAAAAAAUUGUAAAAAAAUUCACUGGGGCUAUCCACACUAUUCCUACGCCCCAUGACGCUUUGUGCGAAUUGUGGGUGCGACUUCCGGCGCAUACUGUCACUGGACCAGAGCCGGUGAUUUCCAUGAUGAUUACGGUCAUAAUUUCAUGUAUGAACCAGUGUAAGGAGGAAAUUAAGAAGUGUCCUGAUACAUCAAGAUAUAUUCAAUCGUUUCAUGUUGUUCCUCGGGGGCGACGGAUCUUCAAUGUGCAAAUAAAAGCACAGAGACAUGCCGUAUCUCUACAGUGGGACAGUCAGUCGAGUGUUUAAUACAUGGAAUAUACAGAGACUUCUUGUUUUUAAACGUUUCAGGUGAUGGUUUAAAAUGUCACAACUGUCCCUGGUGUGAGGUUUUUUUAAACGGCAAUUUUUAAUCGACUUAUCGAGUUUUUAUGGCUACACAUCAAGCUUCACGCGAUCCGACAGCAGCAGUAACUUAUGCUUCUCAUUCAAUACAAUGUAAGUUAUUUAAACAAACCAUAAUUAACAUAUUAAACUCCUAUUACAUGUUUUCAGUUUUCGUUUUAUGAAAAUAUUAUACAGUAAAUAAGACAUGAGCUUAUGAAAUUAUUUGCUUAAAUAAUUCAUUUAAAACACAACAAAAGUAACGGUAUGCGUAACACAUCACGAACUAUUAUAAACAUUAACUAAUAAGCAGUUAAUGUCGUAGGCUAUAUAUUAUGUACUGUAAUCUCAUUUUUGUAAUAAUAUAUAGGCCCUAGUAGCAGAAUAAAUAAAUCAGCAUAUUUUUAUCUGCAUAAUAUGUUGUUUUUGAAUAAUUAUUGUAUUUAUUGUUCACUGUCAGUUUCUAUGAAAGGUUUUACUGGAUGGAUGUGUGGAUACAGUUAAUAGAUGCACGUGCGCCACAUAAACAUUCAGUUCUUGAGCGUGUAUUACAGUUAAAACAACCGUUUUGUAAAGGUUUACUGCGUUUGUAUCAUCUAUUAUGUUAACCCCUAACUGCACAAAUUAUGCCGAUCUUCCUGGAUUUCAUAAUAAGCAUUAAAAUGCCAGUCAAAACGGCAGACUCGUAUCCCUCGCAAUAGGACUAUUAUUAGCUGUAGUGGCUCACCGGAAGUUUUACCCAUCUGAGCUCAAGAUGGCGUCGCCCGCAUUUACCUCAGGAAUAGUGUGGAUACUCUUUUUAAAAAAUGUUCCCCUUUAUGCCCAAUUUGAGUACCUAUUGGUACCAAAUAGUGCAUAUUAGUACCUCAAUGGUAUGUUAGUACCAAAUGUAUACAUACGGUGGCAAGAAAAAGUAUGUGAACCCCUAGGAAUGAACUGUUUUUUUAUAGUGAUUGGCCAUAAAAAUGUUAUGGCCAAUCUCUGAAGAAAACCAAUUCAUUCCUAGGGGUUUACAUACUCUUUUCUUGCCACUGUCUCUGUACUUAAAUCAUACAUAUUAGGAUCUUUUUAUAGAGAACUACUGACCUAUUGACAGCCUGGGUCCGUUUUUAAGCAUUUUUCUGACAGUGAUAAAUCCAAAGACAGCGGCAUCAUUUACUCUCAGAAAAAAACCCCAUACAAAAGUUGUCACUAGGACGAUACGCUUUAAAAAGGUCCUAAUAUGUACCAUUAUGGUACAGAUAUAAACCAGUGUUUAUACCAAUGUGUACCUUUUUGCACUUUUAGGAACAAAAAUUUACUUUUUAAAAAGGUAUCGCCCCAGUGAAAACUUUUGAACCUUCUUGUACCUUUUUCCUGAAAGUGUUCAUUAAUAUAUGUAGACGUUCUUUAGAUGUUAGUAAAAUAAAUAGCAUAAACAUAGACACUACCUGGUCAAAGGUACAGUAUGUGGACAUGUUUAACUACUGUAGUUCUCCAUAUUCAAAACUACAGUAUAGCACACAGUGGCAUUUUCUAUAGAUUUUCAACCUUGCUAUAAAAGUCUAAGAAAGGGUUUUUGUUCAUGGGAGUCCAAGUAUACUUUAAACAAGUACACUGUAAAUAAAUUUAAUUUAAUACUGAACAAACUGUUGCCAGUAAAUAACAUAAAUGUAAAAUCUACAGUAAGUAUUACCCAGUAAUACUGUAAUUUCUACAGAAUUUUUUUUACAGUGUAUACUUUUAGGUAUACACACAAGUGUGUACACAUAUGUGAGUGAAAAUAAACCUCAGUAUUCAUAAAAUGUCAGAAAAUAUACUGAAAAAUGUAUUAAUGUUUUUUGGUUAUAAUCUAUAGUCUGAAAGUGAUCCUUAAGCUUUUUCUGUGGUGCUAAGAAACUAACAAAAAUAUAGGAAUUAUGAUUUAAUGAAUUGAAAAACAAAAUGGUGCAUUUUCACAUCGACAUGUAUGUAGUACAAUUUCAUGAAAAAAGUUAAAACACUACUUGAUUUAGGUUAAAUCGUUUAGUAAAAUAAUAUUUUAAGAGCUCAGAUGCACAGCUAAACUCCAACUCAAUCAAAAAUGAGAUAAUGAUAUAUUAACCACAUGCUCUCGGCACGGUAUUAUAUGUUCAGCAAAUACUUUCGCUUUAAAUCUGCUUAAUCCUGGACGCAGGACAUUCAGAAAUACCAGUUUGUUGGCAGAAUCCGUUAAACACCAUGGUGGACAAACUAGACAACCCAAAUGUGGAAACAACAUGGAUCACAGCGCCCCCUAGUGUGUGGUUCAGUUUCUUUAUUUUUACCUUUUGGAAUUGUGACUUUCAUCAUUUGCAAUGUUUCUAGUUGCAUAUUUAAUGACUUUGCAACUAUUUACUAUGUCUUAUACAAAGAAGUGAAUUUUUUUAGAAGUGAAAGUUUUUGCUAAAGCUUGCAUGCGUUUUUUUAGCGAAAGACAAUCAAAUUUGUUAAAUACUAAUGAAAUGACUAAAGUGACAUUUGUGAGAAUAAGGCAUAUCAAUUACUGACUAAUAACCUUUUCAUUGCUAUUCAAGUAAAAUUACUGAACCUAAACAUAGAUAAGAAAUGCUCAAACAGCAUCUGAACUCUAUAUUUGAAGUCACAUUAUGAGCAGCCAUGUUUUGUAAGAACUAAAAUUAUGUUAAUCCACCUUGAUGGUGCAUCUGAAUAUGUAAAUGUAAAUUUUGUAUAAAUUAAUGUAUCUAGUGAUUGAAUCCAGUAAGACACUAUAUAUUAGUGCAUAAGGAACAAUACCAUGGAUUUGUUAAUAGUGAAAGAAACCAAUUUUUUGAAGCCAAGGUACAGUAAAUAUAAUUAUGAUUAUACUGUGGAAAAAAACUCUCCCUGCCUUGAACACGGCUAAAGUAAAUACCAUGAACUGGAUAGUAAACCAAAACAUCUUUAGAAACAUUUGCCACCCUGAACUCUGGUUUAUCAUGAAAGGAACAGAAAAAUUCAGGAACGAAAAUACAUUUUGUUAUUGUUGUAGUUGUUGUAAAUGUUUUUGCUCUGUGAAUUGCUAUGAAGCUAAUCAUUUUGCCGACCAGUCAUUACAACACCCACACGGGUCUUUACCAGUCAGUAUAAUGUUAAAAAAUAAAAUAAAUUAAAAGUAACUUA